Penicillium malachiteum is the source of this 855-nucleotide messenger RNA. RefSeq lists its product as uncharacterized. The coding region runs from base 1 to 855 and encodes 284 amino acids. Gene Ontology annotation, cellular component: cytoplasm. NCBI's taxonomy places the organism in Eukaryota, Fungi, Ascomycota, Eurotiomycetes, Eurotiales, Aspergillaceae. The record is from RefSeq and is a predicted model, not a curated record. The transcript has a single exon. Gene Ontology annotation, biological process: ergosterol biosynthetic process; isoprenoid biosynthetic process. Gene Ontology annotation, molecular function: mevalonate kinase activity; ATP binding.
AUGCUGCUCCAAACCCAUAGCCUCGCCGGACCUUAUCCUCACCAGCCAUGCGAGGAGGCAAUGUUACAGGUAGAGCGCAUCAACCAGUGGGCAUUUGUGGGCGAGAUGUGCAUACACGGGAGUCUAAGCGGAGUUGAUAACACAGUUUCUUCACGUGGAGCAGCGGUGGUUUUUAAAAAGAAUGAAGAAGGCCCUGCUUCCGUUACUCCUCUUACUGGGUUUCCGAAGCUGCCGCUUCUUGUUGACACACAACAAUCGCGCUCAACAUCUGUACAGCUUCAAAAGGUCAUUACCAUGAGAGAUCACCAUCCAAGACUUACAGAAAUUCUGCUUGAUGGUAUUGGUCAAAUUAGUGCUGCGGCCCUGGAGAUUAUUUCUCCUCCAUACCCCACUGAUCACUACCAAGCUGAAGUCAUCAGGGCAUUGGGACCCUUAAUCCGGGUGAACCAUGGGCUGCUUGUCUCACUUGGGGUCUCCCAUCCUCGCAUUGAGCGUGUGUGCCAGCUUGUGGAUCACGCCCAAAUUGGCUGGACGAAGCUCACAGGUGCAGGGGAUGGUGGGUGUGCUAUAGCACUGUUCCAACCCGAGGCUCCGAGGGAGGAAUUUGAGGAUCUGGUCCAAACGCUUGCUACCGAAGCAUUAAAAACCAAUGAAAUCGCUCUUGGCGCCGAUGGUGUCGGUGUUCUCUGGCCAGCUAUGUUUUAUACUAAUGGAGUGACCGGAAGGAAGUUUCAAGACAUUGACCUCGAAAGAUUCGAAAAUGCUGUUGAUGCCCAAGAAAUCGAGCAAUUGGUCGGUGUGAAGGCGACAGAAUGUAGGGAAGGUUGGAGUUUUUGGAGGCACACGCUAGAUUAG